AAUCAAUCAUGGCGGCAUGAGUUGAAAUUAUCUGCUGACUAGCUAAUUCAAAACAACUACAAACACUGGAUAACAUCUAUAUGUAAGUUUGCUUCGUUGUUGGCAGUAACACGUUGGACCUAGAAGAACCAUAACCUAUCAGUAGUCCACCGUGAAAACCACUGCAUUAUUGACAACGCAAUGGAAGACGAAGAUGUUUCUGCCGGGGAUCAGGUGGAGAAGUGUGAACCCUUCACUGCCGAGAUCUACGCCGCAGAGUCUCUGGCUGCUGACAUGGACCCUUGGAUUACAUUUGACGCUCGCAAAACCCCCAGAGCAAAGUUUGAGAGCUGGCUGGAAACUAACAAGCCCUCACAGGUGUCCCGUUAUGGGGAUGAAGACGGUGGUAGAGGCCCUGUGGGGUGGAUCUGUAUAAGAGGACCAGACUAUUAUAGCAGCUCUGGAGAUGUUGACAGCCUUCUGGAGAGUUGGGAUUGUUUGCUUGAGAGCGGCAGGCCGGUCAACUUCCAGACGGUGAAAGAGCUGGCACUGAACCACAAUGUGCUCAAAGGAAAAUGGCUAAUACACUUGGAAUCUGGAUUCAAGGUGGACCAUGCAUGGGAGGGCAUAACUCGAGCAGCACUAGAAGGGGAGAUCGACUGUGCUAAAGUAAGCACUCAGGACCCAAAGAACCCAAGACACGUCAUCUGUGUCUACAACAAGAACUUUACAGACGAUAACCAGGUGAUGAGGCUAGACACUGUCAUUAGGGCCACAGGGGUGAAGUGUUUUAUCUCCUAUAAGCCUGAUGUGUACACGCACCUGGGCAUAUACCGCAAUAACCGCUGGAAUCUUAGUCCUACCAUAUUCGAAAGCAAGUUCGACCUUAAGUGUGUGCCCAGGCGCUCUCACGUUGUCAACAAAAUUACCAACCUGGAGGUCACUUAGGGCUGCUAGGAGGAAUAAGCAGUUCUACAACAGGCACGUUUCAUUGGUAGUGGUGCUGUACUGACUGAAAUUUUUGGUUUCAGUUAAUUGCCCCCCAGCGAGUGGGAUUUUGUGCUGCCUUCAGGUCAAUGUGACCCACCGUCGGGGUGCAAAAAGUGGGUCACAAUGACCCGAAGGCAGCACACCGUAGGCUAGGCUACUUCCUGUAAAUAAUAGCUUACACUUACAAACACAUUUACUCAUUCUGAAGAGUAUCUGAUUGUGUGGAACAAAGUCCACGUCUGCC
Molecule: messenger RNA, 1213 nt
Organism: Osmerus eperlanus (European smelt)
Lineage: Eukaryota; Metazoa; Chordata; Actinopteri; Osmeriformes; Osmeridae
Gene: c23h11orf68
Product: chromosome 23 C11orf68 homolog
Exons: 2
Coding region: 181-927 (248 amino acids)
Source: RefSeq, a predicted model, not a curated record